Amphimedon queenslandica is the source of this 1538-nucleotide messenger RNA. RefSeq names its product FAD-dependent oxidoreductase domain-containing protein 1-like. NCBI's taxonomy places the organism in Eukaryota, Metazoa, Porifera, Demospongiae, Haplosclerida, Niphatidae. The coding region runs from base 21 to 1280 and encodes 419 amino acids. The transcript has 5 exons. The record is from RefSeq and is a predicted model, not a curated record. Gene Ontology annotation, cellular component: cytoplasm. Gene Ontology annotation, biological process: mitochondrial respiratory chain complex I assembly.
UCGAGCCCCUCCUCCUCCAAAUGAAGCUAGGACGAUGGCUCUUUACCCCUUCACAUUACCGAGUGGUUUUUGCUGGUGGAGGGAUUAUGGGCUGCAGCAGUGCGUUCUUUUUAACGAGACACGUCCCUCCUUCUCAAAUAUGUAUCGUGGAACGUGAUCCAACAUAUAAGGAGGCUUCAACUGUAUUAUCUGUUGGUUCGAUAAGACAGCAGUUCUCACUGGCUGGUAACAUCCUUCUCUCGUUGAAAUCCUCAAAGUUUUUAAGAGAAGACCUCAAGACAGAACUUGUGGUGGAAAGGGAUGCUCCUCCUGAUAUCCAGUUUUCAAGUGGUGGCUACCUUUUCCUUGCGAGUAAAAAGGGAGAGGACACUUUGCGGCGAAACUGUGAACUGCAAUGUUCCCUUGGAGCUGAUAUUAAAUUGAUGGACUCGGGAGAAUUAGGUACGACUUUUCCAUGGUUAUGCACUGAUGACUUAGCAAUUGGAACAAUUGGUCAAGUCAAUGAGGGCUGGUUUGACCCUUGGCUUCUUCUCACUGCUUUUAAAAAGAAGCUAUUGUCACUGGGCGUACAGUUUGUCCAUGGUGAAGUGAUUGGACUGAAUCUGGAACAGAAUAAAGUCAAGCACGUACAGGUGCAUGAAUCAGAUUCAAAAGAGACUGAGCUGGGUUGUGAUUUUUUCGUCAAUUCCGCUGGGCCUCAUGCUGCAAAAAUUGCCAAAAUGGCUGACAUAGGCAUGGCCUCUCACCCUAACCCAAUCAUGAGAGUCCCCCUUCCUGUCAGUCCGAGAAAGAGGCAAGUGUUUGUGUUUCAUUGUCCAAGAGGACCAGCUAAUCCGGUGUUAGUCGUAGAUCCUUCCGGAGCAUAUUUCAGACGAGAGUCCCAAGAUGGCAUGUACAUUGCUGGUAUUAGCCCCCCACCUCACAAAGACUUUGAAACGACAAAUUUAGAAGUCGACUAUAAUCAGUUUGAUGAAACCUUGUGGCCUAUUCUUGCCUCUCGAGUCCCAGAGUUUGAAAGCUUGAAAGUCAAGGGGGCAUGGGCUGGGUUUUACGACUAUAACACUUUUGAUCAGAAUGCGAUUUUGGGACCUCAUCCAGUAAUCAACAAUUUUAUAUUUGUGAACGGGUUCAGCGGUCACGGUAUACAACAGUCCCCAGAAGUAGGCAGGGCCAUUAGCGAGUGUAUUGUCUAUGGGAAACCGAGUCUGAUGGGCUUGGAUAAGUUUGGAUUCUCCAGGAUACUCGAAGGAAGGAAACUAUUGGAAAACAAUAUUGUGUAGUAGAGUGCAUUCUUUGCCUUUUAAUUCAAUAAUUCUUACAGUGAACUUCAAAGCAAUGGAUUGAAAAUCAGUUACACUUUGUGCUAAUUUAUCAUUCUCUUCUCUCUUCCUUUCUCUUCCCCUUUUUGCCUCUCUAUACAUGCAUAUAUCUGUUUUGUCUGAAUGCAUGACUACCGUGAAAUGGCUUUUAUUUUGCCUCAUGGUUUGUAUAGCAUUGACUAGUGCUCUUCAUUGAAUACAUAUCAAGGACUAUAAACA